Molecule: messenger RNA, 1330 nt
Organism: Amoebophrya sp. A120
Lineage: Eukaryota; Dinophyceae; Syndiniales; Amoebophryaceae
Source: the annotation of a GenBank genome assembly
ACAAAGGCCAUCUUUUCAUUCCCAAUCCACCGCGCUAGCUACCGGCCCAAUUUCAAUAUUACACGCUUCAAAGGGCGGAAUUGUAUACGCUUCGACGCCCAAGCAGUUGUCAUUGUAAGUAUGUAGCAAAGUUCAGUGUCACUUUUUAUUUUCCUCUUGGUUCAACAUGGUACAGGAGGCCGCCGCCAAGCAGGAACAGUCUACUCAAGAAGUGGAAAUCGAACUGCCGACGCUGACGAGCGGAGGCGGUCCGGCGGCGCCCCCCGCGGCCGCGAGUGCCAGCGGCAAAGCCACGGCGAGUAAUAUCGCUGGCGCCGCUCCGGUUGCCGCGGCCGACGUUGCAGUUGAUGUUGCUGACGGCGGAGAACGGGAUCCUGGGCGUACUUCAUCUUCUAAUGAGCUGCGACAAACCAACACCUCCAAAACCAAGGCGAAGGCCGCGGACCAAGACGCCGGUAGAAGAUCGCAGGACGUCGGCGAGACAGGUCAAGGGGCUGCUGGAACAGCAGGAGAUGCGGAGCCUUCGGACGGUAAAGCCAAGCCGCUCACACCGGAGCAAGUCGCGAUGCAAACGGACGCUGCGAAGCGCGGUUUCAUCGUGAAGAUCUUGAUUCUCGCCUGCUUUGUGGACACCUUCACCAUGGUUUUGUUCAUGCCGGCAAUCAACAUCCUGACGCAGAACGCCGAGGGCGGCCCCAUCGAGGCUUACGCCGGCGCUCUUUCCGCCGCGGCGUCCGCGGUUCCGCCGAACGACCGCGGCGCGCGCGAAGCGGUGUGGGAGGCCCAGGGCAUGGCUGACCUCGGCCUGUCCGACGAGUUCAAGGAGCUGUUUUUCACUUACGACGUCGCGGUGUUCAACACACUUCCGGGUUUGAAAGCGUUGGCGUUUGAGAAACUCGGCAUGCCGAAGGCGUUUGACGCGGACGACGUGCCAUUUAAGUUUUCGGCAUCGUCAAAUUUUCUCGCCGUGGUGAUCGCGGUGACGAGCGCGGUUGGCCAGGCCGCGUGGGGUAACAUUAGCGACAACUACGGCCGGAUGCCCGCCCUCCACGCCGCGCACCUCGGCGCGUUCGCCGCGUUUGCGUUGAUGUAUCUCUCGGGCGUGUCCGGGGGCAGCUACUGGGGCUUCGCGGCUGGCCUAGCGCUGAAGGGGUUCUCGAAUAGCACGCUGACGGUUGUGAACGGGUACAUCCGGGACAUCAUGUCGGACGAGGAGGCAGGCCCAGGCGUGGCUGGAGACUUUGAUGGGCGUGAACUUCCUCGGUGGUGCUACCGCGGGUCUGGUCUUGAUGCCGUUUGUAGAGGGGCGGGGCGAGAAUGUUUGGCGUGA